Molecule: messenger RNA, 1698 nt
Organism: Pieris macdunnoughi
Lineage: Eukaryota; Metazoa; Arthropoda; Insecta; Lepidoptera; Pieridae
Source: the annotation of a GenBank genome assembly
AUGCAUAAUGUUCAUGGGUUUCCUAACUGUCAAACAUUUAUUGUCAAUCCCGUCGAUACGAUACUAUUGUUAUCAAUCAUACUGGUAUUAAGUGCAGCUCAAGAAUCUUACACUACCGAUGGCUUUAAUGAUAAAUUAAAUAGCGUGGAACCAAAUCCAUCUGUACGGUUGGAUCCAUAUAUUCGGAAAGCUUUACUGAAAGCGCUAAGCGAUCUUGAAGAGAGCGGAACAGUAUCAGACCCAGAAUCGACAGAUGCUUCAUCUACAAGUUCUGAAACUCUGAGCACAAGUGAAAAUAAUUUUGGAGUACGGAAGCCAAAAGAAAAUAUACAGAUUCACUCAUUUGUCGUAAACGGCCAAGAAGCUUUUAGAAAUAACACAAAUGCCUCACCGACAUUGUUAGACAACAAGAUAUCUAUACUUAGUACAACAGUAGGUAAUGUAGAAAACUAUAUAACUGCAACACUUCCAACACAAACACCUUUCAAAGAGAUAUUUCAAGCCAAAGAGUCGGGAGUAAAUGUUCAGCAAAUCAGAAGCAUCACAUCAAAAUCAAGUUUUGGAAGCAGUCAAGCAAACAAAAUAAGCACAUCAAAACCACGCUUGAUAUCAACAACUUCAACUACCUCCACAACAACAACUACAACGACUACGCCCAAACCAACCCAUGAUAAGGAUGGUACAAAUAUUGAAGAGGUAGAUAAACGCGACGUUCAAGUCUAUCAGGCACCACUCGUCGCAGCUUUUACAGUUCAUCAAGACGCGCAUGGCAUUCCCAAAAAAGUUAUUCCUAUAUAUCAACAAACAACAAAUCAGGAUGGUUUGAAACCCUUAGAUUCAAAUCCCCAACAAGAUGUAUCAAAUAACAACGGGAUCCCUAAAAUCUCCCAAUCAGACUACAUCUCACAGCAACUAACUUUACAAAAGCAACUCGAAGAAAAACAAAGAUUUUUAGAAGAACAGCUCAGACUAUUACAGAUACAGCAGAUACAACAAGAACAGUUAUUACGUAAACAGCAAUUUCUUCUCCAGCAAAAAGAAGCGCAAAGACAACAACUUCUUCAAUUUGAGCAGGAACAAUUCAAAAGGCAACAAGUGGAACAGCAAAAUGCACAACAGAAAAAUGUUCAGCAACUUUUAAAUCCAACCGGAAUUCAGCCUCCUAAUUCUCAAAUAACUAUUCAACCAAGUGUAGCCAUAUCACAGAGCAAUACGUUAGCUAAUCAAGCAUUACCUAACAAAGAGGCUAUAGAUUUUCUCAUUCAUCUACGUAGCCAACAAUCGGAACAAUUUCCUUUACAAAACAAUCACCUUCCACAAGGAAUAAGCAGUUUCUUACAACCAAACCAAAACUUUGCUCAGAAUCAAAAUUUUAAUCAGGGGAAACAGGGAAAUCGUGUCUUCCGACAUGAAAGCGGUGUAGGUAAUUUCGGAAUUAAUAAUCUAAACUACAAUAGAUUUAAUACAUUCAGUCCGGUUCAUACAAAUGGAUUCUUCCCCAUAAAUCAGCAGAACCAAUUUAGUCCAGAUGCUGAAUUAAAACAAUUAUUAGUCCAAACUGGUUUGAAUGGUAGAGCGCACGAAGACCUAAAUAUUGUAACUAAGGUUUUAUCUCUAAAUCACGGUGUACCAGUAAAUGUAUCCAACAGGUUAAAUUUUGAUAGUAGACGACAUGUACGACCGUUUCAAACGCAAUGA